AGUUCAGUUACAUGCUACGACGUAAACGACUUUCUUAGUUUCUUCCUCCACAAGAUAAAUUGAGGCUCGUAAAGAUAAAAUUUAAUUAUUCACUUUUUGUUCAUGUUCAUUGAUUCACAAUCUUUCUCUUCAAAUUCGUUUCAAUUGUGUUGUAAAUUUCCCCCUUUUUUUAUAAUCAUCAUACUUUUUCUCCCUUCUUCCCUCCUCGUUGUAGUCCAUGCUUCCCUUUUACAAUACUCUAUGGUUAUGUCCAAAUUUCUUCACUAAAUAAAUUAAUCACGCUGGAAUAAAGUUACCAAUCUACAUUAGAAGCAUAAAUAACAAAACCUACGUAUAUCAUUGAGGAUGAAUCACACGAAUCCAGUGAAAGAAGAGUACUUGGAAUCAUCGUAUCAAUUGGCUAGUGAAUAUCCACCAAAGCCAAUGGAGGGACUUCAUGACACGGGACCCCCACCAUUUCUCACCAAAACUUUUGAUGUUGUGGAUGAUCCAGCAACCAACCACGUAGUUUCUUGGAGCAGAGACGGCACAAGCUUUGUGGUUUGGGAUCCACACACCUUCUCUACAUGUCUCCUUCCUAGAUACUUCAAGCACAACAAUUUCUCAAGCUUUGUCAGGCAACUAAACACUUAUGGUUUUCGAAAGAUUGAUCCAGAUAGAUGGGAGUUUGCAACUGACGGGUUCAUGAGAGGGCACAGGCACCUGUUGAAGGGCAUAAAGAGAAGGAAGGCACCUGCACAACUAACACGAGGUCACCACAAUGUUGAAGUUGGAUGCUUUGAAUUGGACAAAGAGAUUGAUCGUUUGAGGCAUGACAAGCUGGUGUUGAUGAUGGAGGUUGUGAAUCUAAGACAGCAGCAACAGAAAGCCAAACUGUGCAUUGAGGAGAUGGAGCGAAGGUUACAAGGGACAGAAAUCAGGCAGCAACAGAUGAUGGCAUUCUUAGCUAGAGCUAUUAAAAAUCCUGCCUUCAUACACCAACUCCAACAGAAAGAGAAGAAAAUGGAGCUUCAAGAAGCCUUGACCAAAAAGAGAAGGGCAAUUGAGCAAGGAGCUAGAGGUGUUGGAGAAUCAAGCAGUGUUAAAGUUGAGGCCUUGGAAUUUGGGGAUAGUGAAUUUGGAAUUUCAGAGUUGGAAAUGUUAGCCAGGGAAAUGCAGGGUUUUGGAAAAGGGAUGAUAGACAGGGAAGUAGGACCUGAGGUUCUAGAAUCACAAGAGAGGCUGGAUAGAGUAAUUGAUGAAGAGUUUUGGGAAGAACUAUUGUGUAGUGAAAAAUUUGAGCGUGGAUUAGACAUGCCAACUGCUGAAGAUAAAGAUGAAGAUGCUGUCAAGGUGUUGGCCAAUCAACUUGGUUGCUUUGAUUCAAGUCAUUAAGGGAACCAUGAAUUAUUUCCCUUUCAAUUUUGUUCAAUAGGUUCACGACUUCAAGUCAAUUAUAGAGGAGGCACAUAUGAUAGAGUCAUCCUUGUUGGGACAGUAUAUUACAAAAUGGAGAUAAUUUGAUUUUUGGUGUUUCUAAUUCUAGCUAUUUAUGUCCUUUGAUAGCUCUAGUUAAAAGAGCAAAUUCUCACUUCUCUCAAUUGUUUGUUUGGGUAGGUUGCAGCUGGACAUAACAAACGUCUUUGGUAGUGAAAACGGUCAUUAUUUUACCUCAAGAUUACUCAGAACUCAGAAGAUGUGGAAUGGACAAGUAGCUGGUCUCCAACAAUAAUAACUGAUCAAGACCCAGCUGGUGGUUAAGGUUGUCGGUCUGAUUUUUUUUUUUUUCACACACCUAAAAUACCAUGAUCGACUCUUUUAUGGAUGAUGUUACAUAUAUGUACUAUGUAGCUUGGUUUCAUCAGUCAUCACAUGCACUCUUGUAAAAAAAAUCAUUUGCAAACUUCAAGAAUACGAGAGAACCCUCCAUUUUUUCUUUUCUUUAGUUGUCGUUCCCUAGAGGGUAUACAUAAUCACAGCACAGUGUUGCAAGAGAAGUAGAACGGUAACCUUGGGAAACAGAUUUCUCUCUCUCUCAUGGUGAUACCCACACUGCCACUAGCCCAAGUACCUCAACUCAAGACCCAAGGGAUCGGUAGGAUAUCCAACAAAUUCGUCUAUUUUUAGGCUUUGUUAUUGGUGUCUUUCAUUACAAAAUGUAGGGCUGUGAUUAUGAACAGUUAGUUUCUUUCUUUAAAUGAUCUUUGUAAUGCGUCAUGAAUGAAGAAUGUUUUAAAUUUCUUAA
This is a messenger RNA of Cajanus cajan (pigeon pea), 2224 nucleotides long. NCBI's taxonomy places the organism in Eukaryota, Viridiplantae, Streptophyta, Magnoliopsida, Fabales, Fabaceae. The record is from RefSeq and is a predicted model, not a curated record.